AUGAAUGGGGGUGACUUGACAACAGUUCCAGAUAGUCUAGUUUCUCCAUCACCCAAGUUCCUGAAAAUUGCAGAUGAAAGAGAAGAAAUCUCGGGUUUUAGAGGACAUUUCAAUCGGAUUGCUUCUCAUAAAGUUGAUUGGGAAACUUUGAAGAAAUGCAGCAAAAUAUGGAUCAAGAACCCUCUGAAUAUGGCCCUUCUUUUAUGGAUUACCUGUGUUGCUAUCUCAGGAGCAAUUCUUUUUCUCGUAAUGACAGGAAUGUUAAACAAUGUCCUGACUAAGAAAUCCGAAAGAGAUGCUUGGUUCGAGGUCAGUAAUCAAAUCAUCAAUGCUCUUUUCACUCUCAUGAGUUUGUACCAACACCCAAAGCGUUUCCACCACCUUGUUCUUCUGUGUAGGUGGAAACCAAAGGAUGUAUCAAUGCUCAGAAAGAUUUACAGCAAAAAUGGUACUUAUAAGCCUCAUGAAAGGGCUCAUAUGCUGGUUGUUAUUGUACUACUUCAUGUGAAUUGCUUUGCUCAAUAUGCCUUAUGUGGUCUCAACUUAGGAUACAAAAAAUUUGAAAGGCCUAAUAUAGGUGUUGUUAUCUGCCUUGUUAUAGCAAUGGCAGCCCAAGCAAUUGCAGGUGUUUACUGUAUUGUAAGUCCUCUUGGAAAGGAGUAUAAUUUCGAAUUCGAUGAAGAAGCACAGGAUCAAAAACUCACCAAUGGUGUUCCUCAGUUGAAGAGCUCAAGUUUUAUCCCCUUAGAGAAUGAACCUGAAUGGAAAGGGGGGUUACUUGAUUUAACCAACGAUGGUGUUUCAAUGACAAAUCUCUAUCUGUUAUGCGGUUUUUGUGUGUUUGGAUAUAACAUGGAAAGACUUGGAUUUGGUAACAUGUAUGUUCAUAUUGCAACUUUUUUCCUCUUCUGCACAGCUCCAUUGUUGAUCUUCGGCUUGGCUGCCACUCACUUUGAUAAUGUCACAAUAAGGGAAGCUCUUGGUGUAACCGGUAUUGUGCUGUGCGUGUUUGGUUUACUCUAUGGCGGUUUCUGGAGAAUCCAAAUGAGGAAGAAAUUUAACUUACCGUCGAAUCGCUUGUGUUGUGGUAACCCUGCAGUUACAGAUUGUGCUCAGUGGCUUUGCUGUUGUUGGUGUUCUCUUGCUCAAGAAUUUCGAACAGCGAAUCAUUAUGACAUGGUGGACAAUAAGUUCCGCCAGCGUGCUGCUGUCUCGCCUUUACAAGAUGGCGAUGACAGAGCGAUUCAAUUAAGCAUUUCUAGCCCUUCCAUUCUUGUUGGGGAAGAAGGCUGUUUGCAGAGUCCAAUGGUUAAAGACAUAGUUAUUAUAAACAACCCUAUGAAGCCACCUGUAGUACCAUCAACAAUUCAAAGAGAAGAUAUUACCAUUUUGUAGUGAUAUUAUUGUAAUGAGCUUUAGAAUUUUGUACCUUAAAGUGUUUAAUAUUAUAUUGACAUGACACUGUAUAAUUGGUUAGCAGUUUCUUAUAUAAUUUAUUAAAUUAAAAUGUAUAAAAUUCAAUAUUAAAGUGAACUAAUAACAAUAUGUCAUCCUGUAUGGUGUUUA
Molecule: messenger RNA, 1566 nt
Organism: Cannabis sativa
Lineage: Eukaryota; Viridiplantae; Streptophyta; Magnoliopsida; Rosales; Cannabaceae
Exons: 1
Coding region: 1-1395 (464 amino acids)
Biological process (GO): sesquiterpene biosynthetic process
Molecular function (GO): cyclase activity
Source: RefSeq, a predicted model, not a curated record